AUGGCGAGUAUCGGCAUGAUGGACGCCGCUUUCUUUGUGGGAAAGAACGAGCUCUUGAACUGGUUGAACGAGCUCCUUGGCUUGAACUACUCCAAGGUCGAGCAGUGCGCCAAUGGUGCAGCUUACUGCCAGAUCAUGGAUGCGAUCUACCCUGGUGAGGUCCCACUGAAGAAGGUGAUCUUCGACGCGAAGCUCGAGCACGACUUUGUGAAGAACUACAAAGUCCUCCAGACUGUCUUCGACAAGAAGAACAUCGCCAAGCAUAUCGAGGUCAACAAGCUCAUCAAGGCAAAGCCCCUGGACAACUUGGAGUUCCUGCAGUGGAUCAAGCGAUACUUCGACAUGCACUACGGCGGACAAGAGUACAACCCCGUCGAGAGACGAGGAGGCCUCACGAUGAAGGAGAACACUGGCGCUAACCCCCUCGCCUCCAAGCCCGCGACCAAGACGGUCAAGAGUGCUCCCAUGAGAGUCGUUCGCGAUGCUCCCAGCUCGAGCCGGCCCACGUCAGCCAACCCCGCUUCCGCUGCUCCCAAGAAGACGGCCGACGGGGAGCAGGUCCAGCAGCUGAACGAGGAGCUGACGUCGCUGAAGCUCACAGUGGCGGAGCUUGAGAAGGAGAGAGACUUCUACUUCGGCAAGCUGCGUGACAUCGAGAUCACCUGCCAGACGAACGAGAAGGGCGAAGUGAAGGAACUGGUGGACGACAUUCAGAAGAUUCUCUACUCGACCUCUGAAGAAGAAGUUCAACCCGCAGCUUGAUUUGCGCUUGCUUUAUU
Guillardia theta CCMP2712 is the source of this 779-nucleotide messenger RNA. RefSeq lists its product as hypothetical. Gene Ontology annotation, molecular function: microtubule plus-end binding. The coding region runs from base 1 to 762 and encodes 253 amino acids. The transcript has 6 exons. The record is from RefSeq and is a predicted model, not a curated record. NCBI's taxonomy places the organism in Eukaryota, Cryptophyceae, Pyrenomonadales, Geminigeraceae. Gene Ontology annotation, biological process: protein localization to microtubule plus-end; spindle assembly; regulation of microtubule polymerization or depolymerization. Gene Ontology annotation, cellular component: cytoplasmic microtubule; microtubule plus-end; spindle midzone.